Messenger RNA from Triticum dicoccoides, 1196 nucleotides. RefSeq lists its product as uncharacterized. The transcript is spliced from 8 exons. NCBI's taxonomy places the organism in Eukaryota, Viridiplantae, Streptophyta, Magnoliopsida, Poales, Poaceae. Bases 181 to 579 code for a protein of 132 amino acids. The record is from RefSeq and is a predicted model, not a curated record.
CUUUGCCUCUCACUUGUUCCCGCCACUCCAUCCGCUUGGUGUCACCCCGGCUUCCGCACUGUCGCGGCCUCUUCGAGUCGCUUCGCUUCGUGCCCUUCUACCGUGCUGUGCUGCGGGAACGUCCCAUGGUCUACAUUGACGGGAGGAGGGGAACAGCAGCCUCGCCAGGCGCCAGGCGCCAUGCCUCACCACGCCGCAGGGUGGCCGUCUGGCCGAGAUGCGGCCGCCCCAUGCUCUGUUCCGAUGGCCUCCUCUACUCGAUGGUCGCCGUUGGUUGAGUUUCCUGUUGUUGCCUACGUCGAGCCUUGGGUCCGUCCCUCCUUCACAUUGAGUUCAACCUACUUCUCCUGUCGCUGGCGCUUCUUCUUCUCGUCCAUCCUGCUGCUUACCCAACGUGCUUCUGCUUGCUGCCUAGGGUUGUACGGUUUCUUCGAUCGCUGUGUCGUUCGACUCGUCAAGGAUGUGUACGCUGUUUCUGUUGUUAUACCUGCUUUGGAGGUCGUGGUAGCUCGAUGCGCUUUGCGCCGCUUUCAUAUUUGUGUGUGGUCGCAGAGGAUGGCUCUGUUCUUCCUGGUGUAGAACUCGAGCUCCCAGUGGGACAGUUCUGGCCCUAUGGAGAAGCUUGAUGAAGAAGCCGAGAAUGAAGUGGCGAGCAUAAAAGAAAUGCAGAGCCAGUUUCCCUCGGAUGCAGUGUAUUAUUACACUGACUCUGAGGAUAGACAACAGUCUACCGAGGCUACUCCACCAAUGGUGAAAAUCCCCUACAGAAUGAUGCUGGAUGUCCUUUUAGAAUCUUUGGGCCUGCCAGAGGCUGAGUAUCGAACCAAAGAAUGCGUAUGCGAGGGUGGUUCGAAGUUACGAAGAACCCCAUUUUCGUUCAGAUAUGCACGCCUUUUUGUCAUCCGGAGUCUUUGCAUUUAGGUUUAUAUUAUUGAUUCAGGUUUAGUUGUUUAGAUCAAAACUGUAAUCUUGCAUGUAGAUUGGGCAGAUUAUUUCUCACUUCGAGGACUCUGUUUUGUUCAUCGGAAAGUUUUUUCCAGUGCCCCGAGAACUUUGCUCUGAUGUUCGUCCCAAAAUGAAUUGAAAUUACUACGAUUCAUGCAAGUUACUUGGCAAAGAAAAUUGUUCUCUGCAUAAUGGAUACAUGUACUAUUUGGAUAGUGGAUACAUGUACUGAUUGUAGAUUCUUUUACUUA